AUGUUUGACUACCAUGAUUUCCAACAGGUCUUUCCUGCCGGCUCUCAGCUGCCGUAUGACGGCGAGCUGCAGGCCGACAUUGAGGACAACCGCAAGACCUUUGGCGGUGUCCUCUUCAUCGACCGCGUCAUAAAGGCGCUGGGGUUCGCAAAGGGAAAGGUUUAUCCCCCCAAGUCGGAUAAUGGCCUGCGACAGCUCCACCGCCAAAUCUGCGAAGCCUCCAUGUCUCUUCAUCACAAGUUCUCUAUCCUCUACUACAUUCUCCUCGACUUUGACGAGUCCAAUGCCCGCAACCUCCCCUCGGAAGCCUUUUCCUCGUCGUCUGGUAUGCCGAGGAACUACCAAAUCCUGAUGAAGGGCUUGUGGCACCUGGAUCAUCAGGAGUUCUCGAAAUCCCUCGAGUACAUUGCACACCCCUCUCUUAUCCCCGACUUUGCCGACGAUAUUCUCACAGCCCUCGUCCGUCACGCCGACGACCCAACGGCCCUCGCGUACUACUACACGGUUCGGCCUAUCCUCAAUUCAUCCUCGGCUCUUCAGCUACUCUUUGACGCAAUGGCGAGGACAAACAUCACCGAGGCCCUUCUAUUCUCCCGUACUCAGCCUGAACAUACACGUGAGACCCUGUUCCAGCGUCUAUUAUCUGUGGCACUGGGAGGCAAGAGCCAAGACUUUUUCAGUGAAGUUGCCUUCUUGCCCUUUGAAGCCGACGAGGAGGCCUGGCUGGAAGAAUACCUGACGAAUGGUGACGGCAGGCUCCUGAAGAAAGCCAAGGACACGCUCCUCGUUCGUAAGAUUGCUGGCGAUCGGUUUGAGGAGAUGGCCCAGAUCAGGAGCGGUGGCCAGUGGGGUCCUGUUCUUGAUGGUAUCAAGACUGGGACCAAGGGACAAACAGACUGA
Molecule: messenger RNA, 900 nt
Organism: Geosmithia morbida
Lineage: Eukaryota; Fungi; Ascomycota; Sordariomycetes; Hypocreales; Bionectriaceae
Exons: 3
Coding region: 1-900 (299 amino acids)
Source: RefSeq, a predicted model, not a curated record